UCCAGAACCUGUUAUUUAAUCUUUUGCCUCCUCCCCUGUUACUGCAGCUACCCAGAAACAAAUUCCAGUUGCUUUUUUGCCUGGGCGUGAGAGUAUCAGGAUUCAGGAGAGCCCUUUCACCUGUUGCUUGUAUCAUCUGCCAGGAUCACAGGAUAAGCCACCACAGUUUUUAGGUGAAUCCUUAUUGAAUUUGAAGGCUCAUAUGACAUGUUGUUGAGCUCUUGUUCAUAAUUUUUCAGUACUAGCCUUCCAAAUUAUUCAGAGAUGUUGCCAAGCUAUGAUCCAAAUGACAAUGAAGCAGGCUUGCAGCUUUUGGAAGACCUGACAACAAAUGCAAGUCAAAUACAACAGCAGGUGUUAGAGGAGAUACUAACAAAAAAUGCAAAUACAGAAUAUCUUAAGGGCUUCCUCCAUGGCCUUUCUGAUAAGGAGAACUUCAAGAAGAAAGUACCCAUUGUAAAUUAUGAAGAUAUCAGGCCUUUCAUCGAGCGAAUUGCCAAUGGAGAGCCUUCCACUGUCAUUUCAUCCCAGCCAAUCACUGAGCUCCUCACAAGCUCCGGCACUUCAGGAGGACUGCCGAAAAUGAUGCCUUCAACUGCUGAAGAUUUGGACAGGAAGACAUUAUUCUACAACCUCCUUGUGCCUAUAAUGAAUAAAUAUAUGGAUGGCUUGGACCAGGGAAAAGGAAUGUACCUUUUGUUUAUCAAACCUGAAAUCAGCACCCCUUGUGGCUUGAUGGCUAGACCUGUUUUAACCAGCUAUUACAAGAGCAGCAACUUCAGAAACCGGCCAUUCAACCGGUACAACGUUUAUACAAGCCCUGAUGAGACAAUAUUGUGUCCUGACAGCAAGCAGAGUAUGUACUGCCAAUUACUUUGUGGAUUAUUGCAGCGUGAUGAUGUCUUAAGGGUCGGUGCAAUUUUUGCAUCAGCUUUCUUGCGGGCUAUCAAAUUCUUGGAGGAUUACUGGAGAGAAUUAUGCUCCAAUAUAAGAACAGGUUGCAUCAGUGACUGGAUUAAUGACCCUGAUUGCAGAAACGCUGUUUCAUCAAUCUUGAAAAGCCCGAAUUCAGAAUUGGCUGAUUUGAUUGAGUAUGAAUGUAGUAACAAAUCAUGGGAAGGGAUAAUUAAAAAGCUUUGGCCUAGAACAAAGUACAUUGAAGUCAUUGUUACAGGUUCCAUGGCCCAAUACAUAACAACUCUUGAAUUUUACAGUGGUGGGCUCCCUUUAGUUUCAACCAUGUAUGCUUCUUCUGAAUGUUACUUUGGGAUCAACUUCAAGCCACUGAGCACACCUUCUGAUGUCUGUUACACCCUCCUCCCAAAUAUGGCUUACUUUGAAUUUCUACCUGUUGAGAGAGAAAAUGGAGACGUGAUACAGGAUUUACAAUACAAUGGCGUUUCUGAUCAGAAUUGCAUACACAAGGAAGAUGAGCUGAAGAAGAAGAAACACAUGGAAACUGUGGAUCUUGUAGAUGUCAAGCUAGGCCACUACUACGAGCUUGUGGUCACUACUUUUACAGGGCUAUACAGAUACAGAGUCGGAGACAUUCUUAUGGUGACAGGCUUCAAUAUGAAUGCCCCUCAAUUCAGAUUUGUUCACCGGAGAAAUGUGGUAUUAAGCAUUGAUACUGACAAAACCAAUGAAGAAGACCUAUUAAAGGCAGUGACACAAGCAAAGAUUCUGCUCGAACCACUUGGUUUCCUUCUCACCGAGUACACCAGCUUUGCAGACACUUCCUCAAUCCCAGGUCACUACGUACUAUUCUGGGAACUCAAAGCGAGAGGAAAUAAUGAACCAGGGGAGCUUGAUCAUAUAAUAAUGGAGCAAUGCUGCUCCAAAGUAGAAGAAUCGCUGGAUUCUGUUUACAGGAGGUGCAGGAAGAAGGACAAGUCAAUUGGACCCCUGGAGAUAAGGGUGGUGAAACAUGGAACAUUUGAUGCGCUCAUGGAUUUCUGUCUCUCUCAGGGAUCCUCUGUUAAUCAAUACAAGACACCAAGGUGCAUCAAAUCCGAGGCAGCUCUAAAUAUUUUGGAUUCAAGGGUGGUGGGAAAUUUUUUCAGCAAGAAAACUCCUUUCUGGGAGCCAUUCAGAAUGCAAAACUAAGUAAACAAUGUUUUUAUUUUCUGGGAAUACCUUUAUCCUGUUCUGAUACUGAUGCUAAUUGCUAUGGAUCUCCUCUGCAUUUUGAUUAACUCUAGUCUUGUCCUGAAAUUUUUCCUUUCUGUGUAUCCUGAAUCUUUAUCCAAACUAGAUUAUUUAGA
Messenger RNA from Manihot esculenta (cassava), 2264 nucleotides. RefSeq names its product indole-3-acetic acid-amido synthetase GH3.17. Gene Ontology annotation, molecular function: acid-amino acid ligase activity. The record is from RefSeq and is a predicted model, not a curated record. The coding region runs from base 265 to 2106 and encodes 613 amino acids. Gene Ontology annotation, cellular component: cytoplasm. The transcript has 4 exons. Lineage: Eukaryota; Viridiplantae; Streptophyta; Magnoliopsida; Malpighiales; Euphorbiaceae.